AUGGCGGACGCGAUGGGAAUCGAAUGUUAUUUUUCAGGUCUUCCCAACGAAAUUGUUGAAAAGAUAAUGUCUUACUUGUCACCAUAUGGUGACUUAUGUGACGCUAAAUGCGUGUGUCGUUUGUGGUAUCGUUUGAUUUCUAGGAUUUGCAAUCAACGCAUACAAAAUUUUCGAGACGCUGUGAGAAGUGGUAAUUUACGUUUUCAAACAGUGAGCAUAAAGUCAAGAGAAUCACCUUUUCCACGGUUUUCCCACAGUUGUUGUAUCAUAGGAACUAAAAUGUAUAUAUAUGGAGGUUGCUCCUCAUCAAACAAGGCUUUUAAUGAUCUACAUUGUCUUGAUCUAAGGGAAGGGCGGUGGAAGAAGCUUCGUAGUUCAGGAUCUCCUCCUCCUCCGAAAGAAUGUGCAACUGUUGUGGCGUAUGAUAACAGGGAUAUUGUCAUAUUUGGUGGCUGGUGUCAGCCUGCUAGGACAGGAAUCAAUUCUGCAGCAAAAUUUUUUGAUGACUUGUACAUUUUUAACACUCAUAGUCAGACAUGGAGUUCACCUGCUGUUAACCUAAAUGGGCCACGGCCAUGCAAGAGAGCGGGACAUGCAGCUUGUGCCUUGGGUCACAGCAUGGUUGUGUUUGGAGGAGCUCAAAGACAUUUGAGGUUCAAUGAUGUUUGGGUUUUAGACAUGGUAAACAUGACAUGGAGUUGUCCCAGCAUAAGAGGAAAAAAACCAUCUGGAAGAUUUGGCCAUUCACAGAUGGUGUUAGAUGAUCACACAGUACUUAUGAUUGGUGGAUGUGGUGGACCAAACUUGUUAUUUGGGGAUGUUUGGAUUCUGGACACAAAUGAAUGGAUCUGGCAAGAGUUGGAAGUGAAGAACCGUCAGUGGGAAGCUCCCCAGUUAUGGUGUCAUCCUGCAGUCUACAUCAAGGACACAGUUCUUGUGUUUAGUGUACCUCGCCAUCAAGGACAUGUACUCUCUCCUGAAGGCAGUCUUGGAGCUGGGCAGAGGCCAGGUCUUGACGGGUUUUUGCCCAUGCAAACAUUUGUUUUAGACUGUAGUCAAAUACGCUCACAUUUUUCAUGUUCUUGGAAACCUCCUCCAGAAAUGCAGUGCUCUCUUCCUGCUACUUCUUUACAUUCUGUUGUGGUUGCUAGAGGGGAGAUUAUUAUCUUUGGUGGCAUGUUCACAAGAUGGUCAGAGUCUAGUCCAGAGACAAGCAGUAAUCUUGUAACUAUUUCUGCUACUAUCUAAACUGAAUGAUUUUGAAGAAAUACUCAUCUUAAAAACACUCAUGUGCAACUCUUCAUUCCAAUUAAGGAAAUGACAUCUAAAUAUACUUUUUGUCUUUUGUUCAA
Pocillopora verrucosa is the source of this 1352-nucleotide messenger RNA. Its product is annotated as F-box only protein 42-like. NCBI's taxonomy places the organism in Eukaryota, Metazoa, Cnidaria, Anthozoa, Scleractinia, Pocilloporidae. Gene Ontology annotation, cellular component: SCF ubiquitin ligase complex. The record is from RefSeq and is a predicted model, not a curated record. Gene Ontology annotation, molecular function: protein binding; ubiquitin-like ligase-substrate adaptor activity.